GUGGAGGGGACCUAGAUCCCUCUGCAUGGGAAGUCCAGGGUCACUUCUCUUUUUUUCCCCCAUUGAAUGCUGCACGGUCUUAAAAAGGAGGGUCAAGGCUGCGAGCAGGUGACAUCCUGGAUAAAUACAGUAGGGUCUGAGCUUGUGGAGUUCACUGGAGUGACACGAUUUCUGGAGCUUACUGGCAUUCUGCGGAUACUUUUUCCUUCAUAAUGUUUCCUCUGGAAGAGAUUAGCACUUGCUCCAGUUACCGGGAUCCUCACACUAUCCUUUAUAACAUCUUGAGCGGGAGCGAGAGCGGCUACCUCAACAACAAACUGAAGAAGCGUAACGCCACAAACUGCCGCUGUGAACAGAGGAGGACAGUUUGCCUAAAGGACCCAGACUCCACCUGCCAGGUGGCCUCCAGCGUUCUGGUCAAAACCAUCUGCUUCGUGAGAAGUUUACCGUCAUUCAGUCAGCUUCCAUCAGGAGAUCAGUCAUCACUGUUAAGACACUGCUGGGUUCCUUUAUUUGUUCUGGGGCUUGCCCGAGAAAAGAUAGUCUUUGAGGUGACUGAUGUGCCAAAUUCAAGCAUCCUCAGACAGAUUCUUCUCGGACCAGGACUCCCUGGAAAGGAGUCAGAGCAGCCAACUCUUGCUGGAGUCCACAAAUUGAGAUCUUGCUUGCAUCAGCUGUGGGAUCUGGAUCUCAGUCCAAAGGAGUAUGCUUACCUAAAGGGUGCUUUGUUGUUUAACCCAGCUAUUCAGGGAUUGAGCGCCUCGUUGUUCGUUGAAGGCCUCCAACAGGAAGCUCAGAGAGCUCUCCAAGAAGUCAUCCACCUCCUGCACCCCAACGACGCCCCUCGCUUCGGCCACGUCCUCAGAGCAGCCGCCACCGUUCAGACCAUCAGCCACGGCCUGGUCACAGAGCUCUUCUUCAAGCCAGUUAUUGGCAACACAAAUAUGUUACAUUUAUUAACAGAGAUGUUGUUUGUGCAAUGAUAAUAAGUGUUGUAAUAUGGACUUUUAUACAGUGAUGGUUGAAAAGAUUAUCAAAUAAACCUUUUAAUACCUUC
Sebastes umbrosus (honeycomb rockfish) is the source of this 1057-nucleotide messenger RNA. It is a transcript of the gene nr0b2b, whose product is annotated as nuclear receptor subfamily 0, group B, member 2b. Lineage: Eukaryota; Metazoa; Chordata; Actinopteri; Perciformes; Sebastidae. Gene Ontology annotation, biological process: negative regulation of transcription by RNA polymerase II; circadian rhythm. Gene Ontology annotation, molecular function: transcription corepressor activity; transcription factor binding. Gene Ontology annotation, cellular component: nucleus; cytoplasm. The record is from RefSeq and is a predicted model, not a curated record. The transcript has 2 exons. The coding region runs from base 213 to 983 and encodes 256 amino acids.